Messenger RNA from Phaethon lepturus (White-tailed tropicbird), 1577 nucleotides. RefSeq names its product aldehyde dehydrogenase 1 family, member A3 (gene ALDH1A3). Gene Ontology annotation, molecular function: aldehyde dehydrogenase (NAD+) activity. The transcript has 13 exons. Gene Ontology annotation, biological process: aldehyde metabolic process. NCBI's taxonomy places the organism in Eukaryota, Metazoa, Chordata, Aves, Phaethontiformes, Phaethontidae. The record is from RefSeq and is a predicted model, not a curated record. Bases 220 to 1488 code for a protein of 422 amino acids.
CCGCCGCUGCCGCGGCCCCUGCGGAGCCUGGAGGUGAAGUACACCAAGAUAUUUAUUAACAAUGAAUGGCAUGAGUCUACAAGUGGAAAGAAGUUCCCCACCUACAACCCUUCAACGCUGGAGAAAAUUUGUGACAUUGAGGAAGGAGACAAGCCUGAUGUGGAUAAUGCGGUGGAAGCAGCAAAGGCAGCAUUCCAGAGGGGGUCUCCGUGGAGACAGAUGGAUGCCCUAAGCAGAGGACAACUCCUGCACAAGCUGGCUGAUCUUCUUGAGCGAGACAGAGUCAUCCUGGCAACUCUGGAGACAAUGGACACAGGAAAACCUUUUCUGCAGGCUUAUUUCAUUGACCUGGAAGGUUGUAUAAAAACACUCCGAUAUUACGCUGGAUGGGCUGAUAAAAUUCAGGGCAGAACUAUCCCAGUGGAUGAAAAUUGUGUCUGUUUCACCAGGCAUGAACCGAUGGGUGUCUGUGGAGCUAUAACUCCAUGGAAUUUCCCAUUGCUAAUGCUGGUUUGGAAGAUGGCACCAGCACUGUGCUGUGGAAACACUUUGGUUAUUAAGCCAGCUGAACAAACUCCUCUCACGUCGCUGUACAUUGGCUCGCUGAUUAAGGAGGUGGGUUUCCCUCCAGGUGUGGUGAACAUUGUGCCAGGCUAUGGCCCUACAGCUGGAGCUGCUAUUUCUACCCAUCACAGCAUUGAUAAAAUUGCUUUUACUGGAUCAACGAAGGUUGGAAAACUGAUCAAAGAAGCUGCUUCUAAAAGCAACCUCAAAAGGGUGACAUUGGAGCUUGGAGGGAAAAACCCCUGCAUUGUGUGUGCAGAUGCAGACUUGGACUUGGCAGUGGAAUGUGCCCAUCAAGGCGUGUUCUUCAAUCAAGGGCAGUGCUGCACGGCUGCCUCGCGAGUGUUUGUGGAGGAGCAGAUAUAUCCGGAGUUUGUCAAGCGCAGUGUGGAGUAUGCCAAGAAGCGACUCGUUGGAGACCCCUUUGAUGCCAGAACUGAACAAGGGCCUCAGAUUGACCAAAACCAGUUUGAUAAAAUCUUGGAGCUGAUAGAAAGUGGAAAGAAAGAAGGGGCUAAGUUGGAGUGUGGGGGUCUUGCCAUUGAAGACAGAGGCCUGUUUAUAAAACCCACUGUGUUUUCGGAGGUCACUGACAACAUGCGUAUCGCCAAAGAAGAGAUUUUUGGGCCAGUUCAGCCAAUUAUGAAGUUCAAGAGUAUAGAAGAGGUCAUAAGAAGAGCCAACAGUACCGAGUAUGGACUUACAGCUGCAGUGUUCACAAAGAAUCUGGACAGAGCAUUAACGCUAGCUUCUGCACUGCAAUCGGGAACAGUCUGGAUCAACUGUUACAAUGCGCUCUAUGCACAGGCUCCUUUUGGUGGCUUUAAAAUGUCAGGCAACGGCAGAGAACUCGGUGAAUAUGCUUUGGCAGAAUAUACCGAAGUGAAAACAGUCACCAUUAAGCUCUCCCAGAAGAGUCCAUGAAAACAGAAGGCCUAAAAUGCUGACACUCUGAAUGUGACACAUGGGGGACGUGUUCAGAGCAAGGGGGAGGGGAGGGGUAGGAAGGAAAA